UUGUAGGGGGCGUUUCUUUGCGGUUUCCAGCUCUUAUCUUCCCCUUCAUUGGCUAACAAAAAGGGGUUCGUGAGAAACGGGAAGAGGAGGGGGGUUGUGGUCAAACCCAACCACGACCUAAGCAGCACCAGGAGGGAGAGGAGGAGAGAAAAGAGUCGUCGUCGCCGCGGCAGCAGCAGCAGCUACAGCUGUAGCCCCACUUUUGGUCUGCAUGGGCUCGUCCGUUAGCUAGCAUAGCAUCGUCUGCCUCCGCCGUCCCGCCGCCGAGAACCCGAGAACUCCGGGGUGGUUAUCCCAGCGCCUCCACCCGCGUCCCGACUGGAGUUCUCCGUAGCCGCUCAAGAUGAUGAAGUUCAGGUUUCGUCGGCAGACCACCGACCCGCAGAGGGAGAAAAUAAAACAGGAGCUUUUCGCCUUCAGAAAGACGGUGGAGCAUGGUUUCCCCCAUCAGCCCAGCGCUCUGGCCUUUGACCCCAAACUGCAGCUGAUGGCCAUCGGCACAAAGUCAGGAGCCAUCAAAAUCUAUGGAGCACCUGGGGUGGAGUUCACAGGACUUCACAAAGACACCACCGCAGUCACACAGAUCCUCUUCUUGCCCGGUCAGGGGUGCCUCCUCUCACUGCUGGAUGACAACACAAUUCAUCUGUGGGAACUUGUAGCUGGGGUCACCAGAGAGGUGGGAGGGGUUAAAAAAGAGGGUGUGGUUUCCCUCCGUGAAGUGGACAGCUACUGUCUCCCAGGGAGACCCGGCAUCGAGAGCAGCAGCGCCACCCGGGUGACUGUCCUCCACUUGCUAAAGUCAUGUGACCUGCUCUGCGUGGGAACAGAAGGUGGUGGCGUUUACGUCCUGGAGUUGCCCCGCCUCUCGUUAAAGGAAAACCAGACGCUGCUGCAGGAUCAUGUCACUCAAAGCCUGCCAGACGAUUACAGAUGUGGGAAAUCAUUAGGACCGGUGGAGUCUCUUCAGGAACACCCUCAGCAGGCGGGCAAGAUUCUGAUCGGCUACAGCCGCGGCCUGGUGGUCCUCUGGGACCUGAGUUCCCGUCACGCCGACCAGCUGUUCCUCGGAAAGCAGCAGCUGGAGAGCCUGGUCUGGGAGCGUUCUGGAAACCUCUUCGUCAGUUCCCACAAUGAUGGGGGCUAUUCAGUGUGGGCCGUUACCAACGGAAACGUCUACAACAACCAGCCGGUGUCCUCUACUAUUCCAUACGGUCCGUUUCCCUGCAAAGCCAUCCCAAAGAUCCUGUGGAGGACGACACAGUCGAGUUCCCCGGUGAUCUUGUAUAGUGGAGGAAUGCCACGAGCCAGCUAUGGAGACCGCCACUGUCUAACCAUCCAGCAGGACAAAGAGCACGUCACUCUGGACUUCACGUCUCGCGUGAUCGAUUUCUUUACUGUCCACAACGUGGACGACGACAAAGAGUUUGACGACCCGUCGGCUCUUGUCGUGCUCCUGGAGGAGGAGCUGGUCGUGAUCGACCUGCUGACCCCUGGCUGGCCCUCGCUUCCCACUCCUUACCUCGCUCCCCUUCACUCGUCAGCCAUCACGUGUUCCUGUCACGUCACCAACGUCUCCACCAAGCUGUGGGAACGGUUGAUCAACGCCGGCAAAGCGCAACAGAGCCGGCGCCACACACACAAAAGUUGGCCAAUAUGUGGUGGGAAGAGCCUGGCACCCCCACCCAAACAACAAGAGCUACUGCUGACGGGGCACGAGGACGGCACGGUCCGUUUCUGGGACGCCUCGGGUGUCGCUCUGACUCCGCUGUACAAACUCAGCACAGCCAACGUCUUCCACACCGACUGCGACCCAGUCGAUGACCCGCACGAUGACCCAGACAUGCAGCAGGAGGAGGAGGAGGAGUGGCCUCCCUUUAGGAAGGUGGGCUGUUUUGACCCGUACAGUGACGACCCCCGCCUCGGCAUUCAGAAGAUCAGUCUGUGUAAAUACAGCAACAAACUAGUGGUGGCGGGAACAGCUGGACAGGUCAUUAUUCUGGGAUUAAAUGACGAGCGUUCGGACCACUUGGUGGACGUGUCGGUGAUGGACCUGCUGCAGGACCGGGAGGGCUUCACCUGGAAGGGUCACGACAGACUGGAACCCCGCCUCAAACCUGCCCCCUUCCCGCCAGGCUUCCAGCCCCUGGUGCUGCUGCAGUGCCUGCCCCCCGCCUCAGUCACGGCGGUGGCGCUGCACGCCGAGUGGAACCUGGUCGCCUUUGGGACGAGCCACGGGUUUGGACUUUUCGACUACCACAGACGGAAUGCUGUUCUGGCCAGGUGCACCUUGCACCCAAAUGACUCGUUGGCGAUGGAAGGCCCCCUGUCCAGGGUCAAGUCAUUAAAAAAGUCGCUACGCCAGAGCUUCAGGCGCAUCCGCAAAAGCCGGGUGUCGGGGAAGAAGCGGGUCUUGACCACGCCCACCAGCAAGGUCCAAGAGGCCAACGCCGCUCUGGCCGAGCAGGAGGAGGUCGCUCCGGUGCAGCGAAGGAUCGAGCCGCGGUCAGCGGACGACUCUCUGUCCGGCGUGGUCAGAUGUUUGUGCUUUGCAGACACAUUUCUGCGUGACGGCACACACCACGGCCCCACGCUCUGGGCGGGGACCAACUCUGGUAGCGUGUAUGCUUAUGCCCUGGAGGUGCCUGGCGUGGGUUUGGGGCGCACGUGUGAGCGGGGCGGAGCCAGCGAGAGCAGCAUGUGCGUGGAGGCGGUGCUGGGUAAAGAGAUCCAGCUGAUGCACAGGGCUCCCGUGGUGUCCAUAUGCGUGCUGGACGGGCGAGGAAAACCGCUGCCCGACCCGUACGAAGCGUCCCAGGACCUGGCCAUCGCGCCGGACAUGACCAACGCCCACUCGGUUCUCAUCGCUUCAGAGGAGCAGCUGAAGGUGUUUUCUCUUCCCAAAGUGAGUGCGAAGACCAAGUUCAAGCUGACGGCUCAUGAAGGCUGCCGGGUGAGGAAGGUGGCUCUGGUGCUCUUCAGCUCCAGCGUUCAGGAGGACUACAGCGAACACACGCUGGUCUGCCUCACCAACAUGGGAGACAUGCACCUCUUCAACAUCCCUGGCCUCCGACCUCAGGUGCGUUUCGACUGCAUUCGGAAGGAGGACAUCAGCGGCAUUGCGUCGUGCGUCUUCACCAAGAAUGGACAGGGGUUCUACCUAAUCUCUCCAUCAGAGUAUGAGAGGUUCUCUUUGUCUGCAAAAGUUCUCACCGAACCGCUGUGUUCUGUUCAGCUUCACCGACACCUGGAGCAGACGUUCACCUGCGACGGAACGCCGACGCACAUGCAGGCCAAUGGAACCCAUAAAAACCAGAUGGGUCAGGCUGAAGGGAAGGUGGACGUCCCUCUCAGCACCCUGCCCUCCCCCCUCCUGGACACCCCACUGGACUCCCCCCUCAGCUGUGCUGACCUCACCUUAGACUCGACCGGAGAGCUGACGGUGGAGGACGUCAGGGACUUCCUCACCACGGUGGACGAGGAGGAGAACAACCUGAGGAACAUGAAGGACGAAGAGGGACGCUCACCUGGCAUCCUCAUCAACUGAGCGGGGUUUGGUUCUCGUGGUUUUGAUGGACUGGAUCUGAGUGCUGGACCACGAACAUCUCCCAUCAGUUCACCAUGAGGCCCACAGUCGUCACACAGCCUGGAACUCUGGUGUGAAUCCUUCAUCUGAGUGAAGAACUUCCUCCUCCAGCAGAGCAACAUCUGGGACUGACGUCAUCCGGCUUCAUCGUUAAUUUUGCUGCACACUAGAGGAUGCAAAGGACUGUUCUCUGCAACAUAAUCCUGUGAAUGACUUUUUUUUUUCUUUCUUGAAACGGGACAGAAAGGGAGCACCGUUACGUUGCAGAAAGCUAAAUGAAGUGUUUGGAAGGUGCGAGCACGGGACGUCAGAGCAUCUGGACUCCUGCCUUCAGAAAGAACCAGACCUUUAUGUUGGUUUGCUCUGGACAAAUGAAGGUAUUUUGUAAAAGUCUGUGCUGCGUCACAUAUGUUUUGUACGGCCAUUUUCAGAGAGAAAUAUUUUAUUGAGAGAAAUGAGGAAAGCUUGUUUUUUUUCUUUUUUUAAAUAAUUCCUUUACACACAAGCUCAUCUCAUGUAAGCAAAAAGUCAUCUUCCGUUUGGAAAACGGCGGACCGGUACAGAACGUUUCUGCUGAUAGACCGAAAAUAAAGUUUGUUUUUAAUCGUCUUCUGCACAAAGUUGGUUUAAACAAGUCAAAUAGGGUUGAACAGCAGAUGAUGGCCUCCUCAGAUCUUCAGAGACGCAGGAAAGACUUUGAACAAUGUGGCUAACGUUAGCGCAGCAGAUAGGAAUCAUAUUGAUUUAUUUUUGUUAACACGAUUAACUGAGACGAAUGUUUGAUCACCGAUUAGUUUCAUUCAUUAACUGUCAAUAAAAGUCUAUUUACUCUGA
Molecule: messenger RNA, 4417 nt
Organism: Oryzias melastigma (Indian medaka)
Lineage: Eukaryota; Metazoa; Chordata; Actinopteri; Beloniformes; Adrianichthyidae
Gene: llgl1
Product: LLGL scribble cell polarity complex component 1
Exons: 24
Coding region: 344-3544 (1066 amino acids)
Biological process (GO): establishment of spindle orientation; regulation of Notch signaling pathway; regulation of establishment or maintenance of cell polarity
Cellular component (GO): cortical actin cytoskeleton; cytoplasm; plasma membrane
Molecular function (GO): GTPase activator activity; myosin II binding
Source: RefSeq, a predicted model, not a curated record